AUGGGGAACUGUGUGGCAACACUCCGGAAUGGUAUCAAGAAACGGCAGCAAGAGAGCCAACGGCUGAAGAGCAAAAGAGAGGACAAUGUCAACCUCUUGGAGGAACCUGUUGUAGCACACAGCUUUGCUAUUUACAUCAUCGACAACAAGGGAGAGAUUGAGGAAUUCUAUGACGUGGAAGACACAAAGAUCGGUGAGGGCUCUUUUGGAAGAGUGUGCAAGUGCACCAACAAGUCCACUGGUGCAGAAAGGGCUGUGAAAAUGCUCCGCAAGGUUCGGCGAAAGUCACAGCUUAUCAUGUUCAAGAACGAACUCUCCACAUUGAAGAUGCUUGAUCAUCCUCAUAUUGUCAAACUUUACGAACAUUUCGAGGACCGGCGCUACAUGUACAUGGUCAUGGAAUUUUGCCAGGGCGGGGAGCUCUUCGACCGACUCCUCGAAGUAGGAAAUUUCUCGGAAAAUCAGGCAGCCAUCAUUAUGCAGCAGAUCUUCCGCGGAGUGUAUUACCUUCACACAAUGAAGGUGGUCCAUCGAGAUUUGAAGAUCGAGAAUUUCAUGUUUGCAGGUGAAGGCCCAGUGGAGGCCAAUAUGAUCAAGAUCAUUGACUUUGGAUUUGCACGAUCCUUUGAAGAGGGCCAGUACAUGAAGACAAAGGUGGGUGCGCCCUAUUUUGUAUCUCCCCAGAUUCUUGCAGGGAAGUACACCGAGGCAACAGAUAUGUGGACAUGUGGCACAAUCAUGUACAUUUUACUCUGCGGCUAUCCACCUUUCUUUGGGGAUUCUGAUGCGGAGAUCCUGUCGCGCGUCCGCGCUGGAAACUUCAGCUUCAAUGAUGCUGACUGGAGACAUGUCAGUGAACUGGCGAAGGAUUUGAUUCGUGGUCUCCUGCGAAUGAGUGAGAUUGAGAGGGUCAAUGCCAAGCAGGCUUUAUUUGACCAAUGGAUCAUCCAAACUGCACCAGUUCUGAGGGCUCCGUUGAAGCUGAAGUACUUUGAGAACAUGCGCAAAUAUGUUGGGUUCAACAAAUUUAAGCAGGCAACUCUCCAGAUCAUCGUUUCUCAGUUGGAAGCCGAAAUUGCGAAGCCCUUGAUCGACACCUUCAUGUGGCUAGAUAGCUCUGGAGAAGGACAUAUUGACGCAGAAGAGAUUGAAGCAGGCAUGAAGAGGGCUGGGUGGACGGAGGUGGAGAUUCCUGAAGACCUUAAUGAGUUGGUCGAUGGGCUGGACGCUGACGGCAGCGGUGAAAUUGGCCUUGGUGAGUUUGUCGCAUCCAUCUUGGACUUGCAGGUGUAUGCGCGGGAAGAGACCUGCUGGGCAGUCUUUCGGAUCUACGACCAGGAUGGCGAUGGAAUGAUUGGAAAUACUGAUAUCUACAACAUUUUAAACAAUGGUCAACCGGGAGGACAAGAGGUUGUCAGCGCUCAUGAAUGCCGAGAGCUCAUCAAAGAAGCAGACGAGGACGGUGACAAAAGAAUCAGCUUCUCCGAGUUUCUGGACAUGAUGAAGGGUGUCCAGAGCAAGAAGAAAAAAGACCAAGGGGCCGAGAAGCAGGGGAUCACUCAGACGGAUAUUCAGGACGAAAUUGAAGUGGAGAUGGUUGAGAAUGCAAACUUGAUCGAAGACCCGAAUGCCUUGGACACUGCGCAGGACCUGGUGGAUGAUCUUGCAAACCAUUCUCCCAAUGAAGUGGGGUUGAACAGCAGACAAGAUCAGGAGGAUGCAGAAGAGACAGAAAUUAAACUUGAACCUGUAGAUGAAGAAGCAGAGGCAGUCCUUGAUCCUGAGAACGUCGCUCCAGAGCUAGAUGCCGAGGAGAAUGUACAGGAGGCAGACCUGCAGGAAGAAGGUCACGAAGGUCACGAAGGUCAUCCGGAUCACCCUGAAGAAUUGGGGGCAGAAGAAGCUUCUGAGACCGACCGUUUUUUGCGCUCAGCAUGA
Cladocopium goreaui is the source of this 1938-nucleotide messenger RNA. NCBI's taxonomy places the organism in Eukaryota, Dinophyceae, Suessiales, Symbiodiniaceae. The record is from the annotation of a GenBank genome assembly.